Molecule: messenger RNA, 1133 nt
Organism: Saccoglossus kowalevskii
Lineage: Eukaryota; Metazoa; Hemichordata; Enteropneusta; Harrimaniidae
Product: CD2 antigen cytoplasmic tail-binding protein 2-like
Cellular component (GO): U5 snRNP
Molecular function (GO): protein binding
Source: RefSeq, a predicted model, not a curated record
CUACUAUAUAUGGACGUUAAAACUGACGUUUUGAUUUGUAUUGAGUGUUUUUCUGUAAAUUUGGCGUGCUAUCAAAACAGAAAUCAAGGAAAAUAUCCAGACUGCGUCUAACUUGUGAAAGAGUCUUCACAAUGUCUGAGAAGAAAACAGUCCACUUUCCAGAGAUGGAUGAGAAGGGAGAAGAAGAACAAACUAGUACCCGUUUCAAAUCCAAACACUCCCUGGAUAGCGACGAAGAGGAUGAUGGGAAGGAUGCUUCUACUUACGAAUUAACAGAAGACGACAUAGAAGGUCAAGAAGCUGCCACUGUUGAUUAUGAAGGUGGUGUUAGAAUCACACCAUUUAACUUAAAAGAAGAAAUGGAGGAGGGACACUUUGAUAAUGAAGGAAACUACUUUGAAUCAAAAGAGGAUCUCAUUCGCGAUAACUGGAUGGACAACAUUGAUUGGGUUAAAAUUAAAGAAAAGGCGAAACAAAAUGAUAACGAAGAUGAUGAUAGUGAUGAUGAUAGUGACCCUUUAGAUGAAAUCAAAGUAUACACAGAGAUACUGACAUUCAUGAAACCCGGUGAAACGAUUGCAAAAGCAGUCAAGAGACUUGGAGGUGGAGGGAGUGUUACGGACAGUAGGAGAAAAUGGCAGGCUAAAAAACAGAAAACUGAGAAAACUGAAAAAGACAUUAACAAGGAAGACAUGUUAAAGUUAACAGAGUUAGUCAAUGAGAUUGUUCAGCGUGGGGUGUAUGAUGUAUAUCAGUAUACAUACGAGAAAAUACAGCAUGCGUUGAAACAAAAAGAACAGUCAAAAUUCAAUAUUUCCGCUCCCAGUAAGAAUGAAGAUGCAUUUGAUAUGUUUGCGGAUGACGUUGAUAAAGAUAAGCUUAGCAAAGCUACUACUUCAAAAGCUAAUGGUGAAGACUCAAAAGGAACCAGUGCUGGAUUCAAAGAUGAUGAAGUAUUUUGGGAAUAUAAAUGGGAAAAUAAAGAUGACAGUGAGGUGUUUGGACCAUUCAGUAGCCACCAAAUGCAGAGCUGGUGUGAGGACGGCUAUUUUGAAUCUGAAGUUUGGGUUCGAAAGAUAGGAUCGCAACAGUUCUAUAAUUCUAAAAGAGUGGACUUUGAUUUAUAUACGUAG